UAAAUACAGUACAACUACAUGCAGUGUGUAGUUCACACGCUGACAAGAUGGUGACAACCUCAGCAACGGAUGGGCCGCCAGUGUCUGGGAUAGCCAUGACUAGACAUAUCUAAUGAUUAUAACUACAUUGUUCUGAACCCAGUCCGCAGUCAUGUGGUGCUGGCGUCUCCAUCGGUUGGUGACAAGCCUCCUGUUCCUGUCCCCUCGAGUCCUCUCAUACACACCUCUAUCCGAGAACACCCUCCUACAUCUGCUUCCUCAGCCAAAGACCGCCGAUUUCGAUAUUCAUACCGGAAACCUUCUGGCUCCAAUAUUGAUCCCUCGGGUCCCGGGCACCCCUGGCUCUCAGAUCGUCCGGCAACACUUUGCCGACUUCUUUCACCAGUCACUACCCGAGUGGUCACUGACUUUUCAGAACUCGACCUCCAAAACACCUACUCAUGGAGACACCGAAGUACCCUUCGUGAAUGUGGUUGCUACUCGUGAUCCACCAUGGAUGCAGCCGGGAAAUAUCGGUCGACUGACCUUUGUGGCCCAUUACGACUCGAAAUACAAACCGGACGGCUUCAUCGGGGCCACGGACUCCGCUGCCCCAUGCGCAAUGAUUAUGCAUGCCAUGCGGGCCAUUGACGGGGCGCUGACCAAGAAAUGGGAAGCCGCGCAGGCUCAAGGAGACAUCGAUGUGGAUCUUGAAGAGUACAAAGGCAUUCAAGUCUUGUUUCUGGAUGGGGAGGAGGCUUUCAAGGAUUGGACUGCCACCGACAGUAUCUACGGUGCCAGGGCGCUUGCCGAAGAAUGGGAGCAUACUCCCAAUCCUGCAACAAGCACCUACAAAAAUCGACUGGAUUCAAUCGACCUUUUUGUUCUGCUCGAUCUCCUUGGGUCGCCGGAAGACCUACCCAUUCCCUCGUGGCAACACAGUUCACACUGGUCGUACGUCAAAAUGGCCGAAGCGGAGGAAAGACUUCGGAAACUAGGCCUCUUCAAGAGCAAAGCCGGUCGUACAUGGUUGCCUGAAAAGGACAAAAAGGAAACCGAUGUGUUUAACAGCUACUUCAUGCAAGACGACCACCUUCCAUUCAUUGCUCGUGGAGUUCACGUUCUGCAUCUUAUUCCUUCUCGCUUCCCCUCUGUGUGGCACAAGAUAACUGAUGAUGGCGAGCAUUUGGAUAUCCCCACGGUGGAAGAUUGGGCACUUUUGACGACUGUCUUUGCUGCCGAGUAUAUGGAAUUGGAAGGAUUUUUCGAGCGGUCGAAGGAUACAAAAGUCAAGAGACAUGCCGAUGUCAUCAGUAAAACUGAAUUAUGACAACAGUGAGAACAUGUCAAUGUGGUAGACUGUUUGUCUUGACGCGAAACACCCUGCACGAAUUUAUGAAGCUUAUAAAUGUCCCAGACCCAACCGUGCUUCAAGCACAUUGGAAUCGAGAGGACGCUCACCUGAAUGUCUCGGUAUUCCGUCAGUCCUAAAAUGCUACGGUGACUUUUGUUGAAAUGAAGCUGCCCCUGUCGUUCCAUACAGCAUGCAGUGGGAAGGGCUUCAUGCAGAAAUAGGAGAUAUGUCUCUGAAGGCCAUUAAAGCCUCCCUACCACAAAACAUUGAGCGUACUUCGUCAGGCAGGAUCCUGGGAAGAGCACAGCGAUAGCUUGAAGAGCCUGGGAUAGCCAUACGAAGGAACCACAUAACAACAAAGCAUCUUUCCUGUUAAUGCCUGCCACUGGCAGUGGCCUGUCCAUAGUACUCGUAGAUCUCGAUCAAUGCAGGUUUCGAUCAAUCAG
Exophiala dermatitidis NIH/UT8656 is the source of this 1779-nucleotide messenger RNA. Its product is annotated as glutaminyl-peptide cyclotransferase. The coding region runs from base 152 to 1309 and encodes 385 amino acids. Gene Ontology annotation, molecular function: glutaminyl-peptide cyclotransferase activity; zinc ion binding. The record is from RefSeq and is a predicted model, not a curated record. Lineage: Eukaryota; Fungi; Ascomycota; Eurotiomycetes; Chaetothyriales; Herpotrichiellaceae. The transcript has a single exon.